Messenger RNA from Octopus bimaculoides (California two-spot octopus), 2974 nucleotides. Its product is annotated as dihydropyrimidine dehydrogenase [NADP(+)]. Gene Ontology annotation, biological process: uracil catabolic process; thymine catabolic process. Lineage: Eukaryota; Metazoa; Mollusca; Cephalopoda; Octopoda; Octopodidae. Gene Ontology annotation, molecular function: dihydropyrimidine dehydrogenase (NADP+) activity; uracil binding; NADP binding. Gene Ontology annotation, cellular component: cytosol; cytoplasm. The record is from RefSeq and is a predicted model, not a curated record.
GAGAGAGAGAGAGAGAGAAUGUAAAUGAAGGAGUGAAGUGGAGGCUGUUUUGACAGUGAAGUUGUAUUUUAAACGUAAACAGCGAUAAGAUUCAGUAUUGUGUGACUCGGGAGUACUUUGUACACAACACUGUUUCACUUCAGCUAAAAUCAUGUCUAAGGUAUCUUUCGACCCCCCAGAUAUCGAGAAUAUAUUGUCAUUAAACCCAUUGACACCUCGUUUUGCCAAUGUGAAAGCGACAACUGAGACCAAAAAAUACAAAAAACUAUGGAAGAGAAAUGACAACAAAAAUUGCAAUUCAUGUCACAAUUAUUUCAAAGACUUCAGUGAUAUCAAACCCACCACCUUAAGUGAAAGAGCUGCUCUCAGGGAAGCAGGAAGAUGCCUCAAAUGUGCUGAUGCUCCCUGUCAGAAAAGCUGUCCCACCCAGUUGGAUAUUAAAAGUUUCAUCACAAGCAUUGCUAACAAGAACUAUUAUGGUGCUGCAAAAGCUAUACUUUCAGACAAUCCUCUUGGCCUCACAUGUGGAAUGGUAUGUCCUACCAGUGACCUUUGUGAGGGAGGCUGUAAUUUGGCUGCUGUUGAAGAAGGACCCAUCAACAUUGGUGGUUUGCAACAGUUUGCUGUUGAGGUCUUUAAACAGAUGAAGAUCCCCCAAAUUCGUGAUCCCAGUUUGCCAUCAAUUGAGAAUCUCCCAAACAGCUAUCGGGCCAAAAUUGCCUUGUUGGGUUGUGGGCCUGCCAGUAUUAGCUGUGCCACUUUCCUGGCUCGCCUUGGUUAUUCAGAUAUAACUAUUUUUGAGAAAAACAAUUAUGUUGGAGGUCUCAGUUCUUCAGAGAUUCCACAAUUCCGUUUGCCCUAUGAUGUUGUUGAUUUUGAGAUUCAACUCAUGAAAGAUCUUGGGGUCAAGGUUGAACUUGGACAAGCUCUCUCAGAAUCACAGUUAACUAUAUCUAAAUUGAGGAAAGAUGGUUAUGCAGCAAUUUUUAUUGGAAUCGGUUUACCAGAUCCUCGUAAAUCAGGAAUAUUUGCCAACAUGACUGAAGAAAAAGGCUUCUAUACUUCAAAAAGUUUUCUGCCUAAAGUGGCACUGGCUUCUAAAGCAGGAAUGUGUUCCUGCAAACCAUAUUUACCGAAGCUGCAUGGUAAAGUGAUAGUUCUUGGCUGUGGAGACACUGCUAUGGACUGUGCCACUUCUGCCCUUCGGUGCGGUGCCAAACGGGUAUACAUUGUCUUCAGGAGAGGAUUUAACAAUUUCAGAGCUGUCCCAGAAGAGAUGGAGGCUGCAAAGAAAGAGAGAUGUGAAUUCAUCCCUUUUAUGUCACCUAAGGAAGUCCUUGAGAGAAAUGGUCGCAUUACAGGAAUUCGGUUUGCAAAGACAGAAGUGGAUGAGAAUGGCCAGAUGACAGAAGAUGAGGAUCAGUUGGUAGUGUUGAAAGCUGACUUCAUAAUAUCUGCAUUUGGUUCCUUAGUCUCUGAGGAUGAAGUUAAAAAUGCCAUGAAACCCAUCAAGUUCACUAAAUAUAACCUCCCAGAAGUUGAUUUUGUCACCAUGCAAACUAGUGAGAAAGAUGUGUUCUGUGGUGGAGACAUUGCUGGGAAUUCAGAGAUGACAGUCGAGGCUGUUAACGAUGGAAAACAAGCUUCUUGGUUUAUGCAUAUGUAUGAUUACAUCACCAAUGUGUCUCCAAGAAUUAUACGAGGAAGCACAUUUGGACAGAAUUACGGUCCUGGCCUUGGAUCAUUCUUAAACAUUGAAUUAAUCAGUGAAAAGACUGAGAAAUAUUGGUAUGAAAGCAUCAAAGAACUGAAGAGAGAUUUCCCAGAAAAGGUUGUCAUUGCUAGCCUGAUGUGUUCCUUCAAUAAAGAAGAUUGGCAGAAGUUAGCAAAAAGGGCACAAGAAGCUGGAGCUAAUGCAAUAGAAUUGAAUCUGUCCUGUCCCCACGGAAUGGGAGAAGUCAAUAUGGGACUUGCAUGUGGAACAGUUCCAGAAACAGUAAAACAAAUCAGCAAAUGGCUGAAAGAAGCAGUUUCAAUCCCAGUCUUUCCUAAACUGACACCAAAUGUCACUGACAUAGCCUUGAUUGCAGAAGCAGCUAAAGAAGGAAACGCUGAUGGUGUCACUGCAACCAACACAGUUUCUGGAUUAAUGGGCAUCAAACCAGAUGGUACUCCAUGGGCAGCUGUUGGUAAGAAGAGAACCACAACAUAUGGUGGUGUGUCUGGUAAUGCCAUCAGACCAAUUGCACUGAAAGCUGUUGGUUCCAUUAGUAAAAAGCUUCCAAAGUUUCCUGUAAUGGCCACUGGUGGCAUUGAUAGUGCUGAAGUUGGACUCCAGUUUCUGAUGGCUGGUGCUUCUGUUCUACAGGUGCGUAAAUUAUAUUUUUACCUAGCUACAUACAUUUCUUAUUUUUUAAUUCUGUUCUCCUACCCCCUGCAGGAUUUGUGCAUCAACUGUGGAAAGUGUUACAUGGUGUGCAACGACUCUGGAUAUCAAGCAAUAACUUUUGACUCUGUGACUCACAAAGCUCAUGUUACAGAUAACUGUACAGGUUGCAACCUUUGUGCAUCUGUGUGUCCCAUUAUUGACUGCAUCGAAAUGAUACCACGUACAACACCAUUUGCCCCAAAGAGAGGUCCGUUCCCACUUAAAAUCAGCACCAGCAGCCAGCUUGGAGAGUAUUGAUCUUGACAGAUUCAAAUAACCAAAGAAUGAUAAAAAUUUAAUCACUUAUAAAUCAUUUGUUUAAUUGUUUAUAAAUAAAUUCUUUUUAAUCAAUUAUAUAUACAUACAUAUAUGUAUACAUGCAGACAUAUAUAUAUAUAUAUAUACACACACAGACCCAUACAUAUCUAUAUGGUAUGCAUGUGUGUGUAAUAUAUAUAUGUGUAUAUAUGUAUGUCAUAUGUAUGUACAUGUCUUUAUAUAUAUGUAUACAUAAUUUCAAAUUAAAUAUUAUUAUAUGUAACAUUU